AUGGCAUCGGAAGAGAAGCCCAUCCAAGUCACGGAUAGCCUAGAUCAAUAUACUGAAAACAAACACGAACAAGACCAUGACCAGGUUAUAUAUACCGAGAAGCCCUUACCAUUAGCAAAUAUUGUGGCUAUCGGUGCAGGUUUAUGGUUUGCCGUGUUCUUAGUUUCGUUGGAUCAGACAAUAGUAGCCAAUGCCACACCCAGAAUCUCGGAUGACUUUCAGAAACUAUCUGAUGUGGGUUGGUACGGUAGCGGAUAUCUCUUAACUACGGCGACCUUUCAGCUCUUCUACGGAAGAGUCUAUGCGAAUUUCUCUAUCAAAUACACCUUCCUCGCCGCGAUCAGCAUUUUCGAGCUCGGCUCUCUAGUCUGUGGCCUCGCUCCAACCAGUACAGCUCUCAUCAUCGGUCGUGCCAUCGCUGGCCUAGGAGGGGCCGGUAUCACGUCCGGUGCAAUGAUCAUCAUUGCUAGCUCUGUCCCUCUACGAUUUCGGCCAAUAUUUGUUGGUUCCCUCGGGGCUGUUUUUGCCGUAGCAUCGGUCUUAGGGCCCAUACUCGGCGGGAUAUUCUCUACUCAUCUCACGUGGCGUUGGUGCUUCUAUAUAAACCUUCCAUUCGGUGGCGCCACAAUAGCUGCUAUCCUGGUUCUUUUUGACCCUCCAAAACGCCCUGAGCUUGACUCUCUUUCUCUAAAGGAGAAAAUGACCAAGAUUGACAUAGUUGGCUCCUUGAUUUUCAUCCCUUCUAUAGUCUGUUUGUUACUAGCGCUUCAGUGGGGAGGUUCGACUUAUCCAUGGAAUGAUGGCCGAAUCAUCGCGCUAUUCGUCAUUUUCGCCUUAUUAGGGGCUACGUUUCUGAUCUUUGAGUAUUGGAAGGGUGCUGAAGCUACGUUCCCGCUCCGGAUUCUAACUAGGAGGAGUAUGGCUGCCGCUACAUGGAAUUGUUUCUGCAAUGGAGGAACAUCACUCACGUUUAUCUAUUACAUUCCCUUCUGGCAUCAGGUAGUUCGUGGUGUCAGCGCCGUCGAUGCCGGCAUCGCACUACUUCCAUUCGUCUUGGGGGUAGUUAUCAUGGCUAUGAUUUCUGGAGCGUUGGUCACUAAAUUCGGAUACUAUGCUCCGAUGAUGAUACUCGCCUCUAUUAUUACCCCGGUCGGAGCAGGCCUCCUGACCACCUGGACAGUGAAUACGACUUUCUCCCAGUGGGUCGGCUACCAGGCGCUGUUAGGGUUGGGUUUAGGAUUGGGCCAGCAACAACCCUAUAUGGCAAUACAGACAGUCCUACCUAAGGCGGGCAUACCUUCGGGCACAUCUAUUAUUUUACUGGUGCAAACAAUCAGCGGAGCGAUCUUCGUUUCCGUUGGUCAAUCUGUGCUCCAAAAUGAACUUAUCAAAGACCUUGCGGCAGCAUUUUCUAACGGCGAUGUUGAUCUGCCAAAUCUCGCGAACAUUGGAGCAACCCAACUGCGGUCUGUUACGCCGCCGCAAUACCUCCAGACGGUCUUGGUAGUCUACAACAGUGCUCUAACCAAAGUCUUCACAGUCGGUUUAUGCACCUCGGCGCUUACUUUGAUCGGCAGUCUCGCAAUAGAAUGGAAGAGUGUUAAGAAGUCUAAUAAUUAG
This is a messenger RNA of Daldinia childiae, 1620 nucleotides long. RefSeq names its product putative HC-toxin efflux carrier TOXA. The record is from RefSeq and is a predicted model, not a curated record. Gene Ontology annotation, biological process: transmembrane transport. Bases 1 to 1620 code for a protein of 539 amino acids. NCBI's taxonomy places the organism in Eukaryota, Fungi, Ascomycota, Sordariomycetes, Xylariales, Hypoxylaceae. The transcript is spliced from 4 exons. Gene Ontology annotation, molecular function: transmembrane transporter activity.